UAUCAGUACAGACUGAAACUAACAACUGUAAACAUUAUUCAAAUAAAAUUCAUAAUGUCCACAUUUAUUUUGCUAAUUUUUGCCAUAUUGCUUGGCUCUGUUGUCGCACCCGAGUUUAAUCCGUUUCUCGAGUUGGUCUGUGUGGACUGCAAGGAGGACUGUGGUGUACGCUCAACUGGCUCCAGUUGUCUCUCACUCGAUCGUUCAAGGACCUUCUCUGUGGCAAACAUGACGCGCUACACCAUGGACCAUUAUAACCAUCUGAAAAAGUGCAUUCCCAGGGACGAACAUCUCAGUGAGCCGAAACCCGAUUUCUGCUGCGCCUGGUCGCCGGAACUGGGCUGCCAGAUGAUCAAGCGGCUAAGUGGCUUACAGCGAACAUGCGAUUCGUGCAAAGAGCUGACCCAAGAUAGUCCAGAGAUUGAGCUUUGUCCCUGCAAGGCAGCCCAUGCAAAACUAUGCACAGGUCUCCUCAUCAUCGCCAUUACAGUGCUGCAGCUGGGCAUUAUCGACCCAUCGAAUUGGGCAUUGUGAGGGGGGAUGUGGAAUUGUUCAACAGAGUAGUCCAUAAAUAAAACUCGCUAGAAUUUUUGAUUUAAUAAAU
Molecule: messenger RNA, 604 nt
Organism: Drosophila obscura
Lineage: Eukaryota; Metazoa; Arthropoda; Insecta; Diptera; Drosophilidae
Exons: 2
Coding region: 55-534 (159 amino acids)
Source: RefSeq, a predicted model, not a curated record